Messenger RNA from Xylona heveae TC161, 590 nucleotides. Its product is annotated as putative 40S ribosomal protein S13. Gene Ontology annotation, cellular component: ribosome; nucleolus; cytosolic small ribosomal subunit. Lineage: Eukaryota; Fungi; Ascomycota; Xylonomycetes; Xylonales; Xylonaceae. Gene Ontology annotation, molecular function: small ribosomal subunit rRNA binding; structural constituent of ribosome. Gene Ontology annotation, biological process: translation. The record is from RefSeq and is a predicted model, not a curated record. The coding region runs from base 1 to 456 and encodes 151 amino acids. The transcript has 4 exons.
AUGGGUCGUCUUCACAGCAAAGGAAAGGGCAUUUCGUCCAGCGCCAUCCCCUACUCGCGCACUCCCCCCGCGUGGCUCAAGACCACCCCCGAGCAGGUCGUUGACCAGAUCUGCAAGUUGGCCAAGAAGGGUGCCACUCCCUCUCAGAUCGGUGUCGUCCUCCGUGACUCUCACGGAGUCGCCCAGGUCAAGGUCGUCACUGGUAACAAGAUCCUCCGGAUCCUUAAGUCCAACGGCCUUGCGCCCGAGAUCCCUGAGGAUCUUUACAUGCUUAUCAAGAAGGCCGUUGCCGUCCGCAAGCACCUUGAGCGUAACCGCAAGGACAAGGACUCCAAGUUCCGUCUUAUCUUGAUCGAGUCCCGUAUCCACCGUCUCUCCAGAUACUACAAGUCCGUCGGUGUCCUCCCCCCCACCUGGAGAUACGAGAGCGCCACCGCCAGCACCCUUGUUGCCUAAAUUAGCGGUGGAGCGUGGAUUGUGGCUAGUUGUGGUGUGUUUUAGAAGACGUGCAGAAAUGGAUGUCUCAGCAGAUACCAUGACGCCUUUUUAAAAAAGAAUGAAAAGCCAUAAUUUUCUCUCGAAUUAGGAGU